Cyanistes caeruleus (blue tit) is the source of this 3258-nucleotide messenger RNA. The record is from RefSeq and is a predicted model, not a curated record. Lineage: Eukaryota; Metazoa; Chordata; Aves; Passeriformes; Paridae.
GUGGGUUGGAGGGGGCGGGCGCGGUGCGAGCCCUCCCCGCGCUGCAGAGCCGCUCGGUGCAGCCUCGGGGCUCGGGGCUCCGCUUCGCUCCGGGGACAGGCCGGCAGCCAUCCGCUCCGCCUGGGGAACAAACAAAUCCCAAAAGCCCUUCUCCUCUCCAUCCACAGCACUCCGUGCGGACAGAUCGCUUUGGGUGGCGCUUGGGGCCGUCUCCUCCCGUAACUCUUUCCCUCAGCAGAGCCACGAGUUGAGCAGCGUGUGGUUUAUUCCCGAAGCAGCCCUGCCAGCCAUGGGAGCCAUGGGGCCGGGUGGACUCCGGGGCACCUCUGAAAGACCUCGGUGUAGUCAGUGGUGGAGAGGUAAUGGCAGGGCGGUGUGUGCUCGUGUGAGAAGCAGCGCACCUCCUGGCACGGCCUGUGAAGUGAGGUGGCUGCACACGAGCUUUGCUCCCCGGCUCCGUUCUCACUGCGCUCGGUGUGCCCGCACCCGUUCCUGCCCUGCUCCGUCCCUGUGGCCUUCAUCCGCUCUGCUCCAUGGUUUGGUUAAUUCGCUGCAAGUGGGGCCUUGUUCCCUGCCUUACCUGCGGUGUAAUGCAAGGUUUGUUUUGUUCCCAGGAGCUGUGCUCCAGCCCCCAGUUCAUAGCCGGCGGAGCCACCCGCACGGACAUCUGCCAAGGGGCGCUAGGGGACUGUUGGCUCUUGGCAGCUAUUGCUUCUCUCACCUUGAAUGAAGAGAUUCUGGCCCGUGUUGUUCCCAAAGACCAGAGCUUCCAGGAUAACUAUGCAGGAAUUUUCCACUUCCAGUUCUGGCAGUAUGGAGAGUGGGUGGACGUGGUGGUGGACGACAGGCUGCCCACCAAGAACGGGGAGCUGCUCUUCGUGCACUCGGCGGAGGGCAGCGAGUUCUGGAGCGCGCUGCUGGAGAAGGCCUACGCCAAGCUGAACGGAUCAUAUGAGUCCCUCUCUGGUGGCAGCACCACCGAAGGCUUCGAGGACUUCACCGGUGGCAUUGCAGAAUGGUAUGAGCUGCAGAAGCCACCCCCCAACCUCUUCAAAAUCAUUCAGAAGGCACUCCAGAAAGGCUCUCUCCUUGGCUGCUCCAUUGAUAUCACCAGUGCUGCAGAAACAGAAGCUGUCACCUCCCAGAAGCUGGUGAAGGGACAUGCCUACUCGGUCACCGGGGCAGAGGAGGUGAACUUCCGAGGAGCAAUGCAGAAGCUGAUCAGAAUCCGAAACCCCUGGGGCGAAGUGGAGUGGACUGGGAAAUGGAAUGACAACUGCCCAAACUGGAGUGGUGUUGACCCUGAGGUGCGGGAGCGACUGACCAGGAGACAUGAAGAUGGGGAGUUUUGGAUGGCGUUCAAUGACUUCCUGAGGCAUUACUCCCGCCUGGAGAUCUGCAACCUGACUCCAGACACCCUGGCAAGUGACAGGUACAAGAAGUGGAGCCUGCUGAAGCUGGAUGGGAACUGGAGGCGAGGAGCCACUGCAGGGGGCUGCAGGAAUUACCCAAACACUUUCUGGACAAAUCCACAGUAUUUGAUCAAGCUGGAGGAAGAGGAUGAGGACCCCGAUGAUCCUGAGAGGGGCUGCACUUUCCUCGUUGGGCUGAUCCAGAAGCACCGUCGGAAGCAGAGGAAGAUGGGGGAGGACAUGCACACCAUCGGCUUUGCGAUCUAUGAGGUGCCCCCAGAGUUUUCUGGCCAGACAAAUAUUCAUCUGAGCAAAAACUUCUUCCUGACCAACAAAGCCCGUGAAAAAUCCAACACCUUCAUCAACCUUCGGGAGGUGCUGAACCGGUUCAAGCUCCCUGCAGGAGAAUACAUCAUCGUGCCCUCCACCUUUGAACCCAACAAAAAUGGGGACUUCUGCCUGAGAGUCUUCUCUGAAAAAAAUGCAAACUCCACGGUGAUAGAUGAUGAAAUUGAAGGCAAUUUUGAUGAGACUGAGAUCAGUGAAGAUGACAUCGAACCCAGCUUUAAAAAGCUUUUUGGGCAGCUAGCAGGAAAUGAUGCAGAGAUCUCCGCCUUCGAACUGCGCAGCAUCUUGAAUAAAAUCCUGGCUAAACGCCAAGAUAUUAAAUCUGAUGGCUUUAGUAUCGAGACAUGCAAAAUAAUGGUUGACCUGUUAGAUAAUGAUGGGAGUGGCAAACUGGGACUGAAGGAGUUCCACACCCUCUGGACAAAGAUUCAGAAAUACCAGAAAAUUUACAGAGAAAUUGAUGUGGAUCGAUCAGGUACCAUGAACUCAUAUGAGAUGAGGAGGGCACUGGAAACAGCAGGGUUCAAACUGAACUGCCAGCUACACCAGGUCAUCGUGGCUCGUUUUGCUGAUGAGAAUCUCAUCAUUGACUUUGAUAACUUCGUGCGCUGUUUGAUUCGGCUCGAAACCUUGUUCAAAAUGUUUAGAAAACUGGACACUGAGAAAAGUGGGACAAUAGAAUUGAACCUUGUUAAUACAAGGCUACCUACCAGAAGCCCUUUAUACCUUUGCUGGCAGUAAUUUUGGCUUCUUCCCUGCUUUUUCUGUCAACAGAGCAAAAUUGGCUGUGCUUUACUGUCAUUUGAGCCACUGGCAGCAGCCUGAGACCUCAACAAGAGCAUGAUCAGGUGAAGAUAAUCGAGCUACAUACAAGUAAUAUCCAAACAUGAAUGUGCCUUAACUCACACAGAGCAAGCAGAUUUUUGCACGCAGUCACAAGAAGAAAAGCAUUCUACUUCCACAGAAGAACCUGCAACCUCAUUUUUAUGGGUCUGACAAUCUGUGCCAACUAUCAUAUAUAGCCUCUGGCCAAAGGCUUUAAUUUAGUAUCAAACCUCAGUGCAAGGUUUGAAAAUACUGCUUUGCUAAUAUAUUUGUAUUUAAGGAUUAUUUUACAUGACUUCAGGAAGGAAAGCUCAUUAUAGCUUAACAAUCUGGUUUUAAAAAGUUGCUUUUUGAACAACAUCUUGCAUAUGUGAAAUUGGGAAAGAGCAUUGCAUAACUAAACACCUGAACUCACAGAUAGGGGUUCCUUGUAUGCUUUGUGUCAAGCCCCAGCACUAUUCUAGUUAAAUAAUCUUUAAAGAAUUUGAGUAGCAAGUGCAUCUUUGACUAGAGUGAGCAUUGAGCCUGAAGUGAACCUGGAGCAGGAGGCUGUUGACAAGAAGAUUCUUCCAAGAGAAAGCCCAUGCUUUCAGGUGGAAUCUUGAUUUCCUGUAUUGUAUUUAUCCUCCUCUGAAAUAUGAGAAAGUAUUUCAAUAAAAAGAGUAGAAAUAAA